CGCACGUCUUUGCAGAACGUUUUCUUCGCGUCUGAAGAUUAACCAAGAAAGUUCGUAAAAGAAUCCAUCAAAAAUAAUCAUGAGUAAAGCCCAUCCUCCAGAGUUAAAGAAGUACAUGGAUAAGAAAUUAUCAUUGAAACUAAAUGGUGGUCGACAUGUAACGGGUGUACUCAGAGGAUAUGAUCCUUUUAUGAACCUAGUACUUGAUGAAGCUGUUGAAGAUGCUUCUGCUACUGAAAAACACAGCAUUGGAAUGGUGGUAAUAAGAGGAAACAGUAUAGUGACCAUGGAAUCCCUGGAUAGAAUAUAGAAUAUCUUGAUAACCAUGCUAUUAACAGAAAAAGCUCCAUGCAAUAAUGACAAGAUGAUACCAGAAGGAACAAGACUUGAUGAUACUUUGGGUGAAAAAUUGGACAUAUGAGAGCAAGAACUUUGUGGUGCUUAUCAUGUUUCUAUUUUCCACACAUUUUUGUUAUUACAUAUUUUGGCUUCUGUCCAUGGAUAGACCAAAUCCACUGUUUUUUUUUUUUCUAUUUCUCACCACGUCAUUCCCUAGAGUAUCAUUUCUUUGUUUAAUGAUUGUGAAUGAGACACAUGAAUAUGCAUACAACUCAAACAAAGAAUAGAAGUUUUACACCAUCACCAGAGGGCAGCCAUGUUAGAUGGCAGGAACAAUACAAUUGUUUUACAUGAAAAAGAAUUCAAUUCCCGAGAGCAAAGGGAUAUUGUUCUGCCAUCUAAUCACAGGCAGUCCAAACUAUUAUGGGUGCCAGCAUGUGAUAGUGGAAAUACUCUAUUUUAUUCUCAAGAGAAUGACACAUGGUCUGAAAUGGGAAAAUAUUAUGUGUAGAUGGAUUUGGUAUAUUUUCAUUAGUUUGAGUUGGUAAUUUUUUGAUUGAUGGAAUAUGGAAUCCAAAAAAAAAAAAGUCUUAUAAGUUAUGGAACAGCAACGCUCAAAAAUAUGUGAGCAUUGCCAUGUGACAAGUGCUACAUCAUUGCUGUUUUUACAUACAUCUUUAUUCUUACUUGAACAUUUUGUAUUGUAUAUAUAUAUUUGUAGCUUGUGUCUUAUUUGUACAUGUAAAUAAAUUAACAGUAAUAAAAUAAUAUCUUACUGG
Messenger RNA from Actinia tenebrosa (Australian red waratah sea anemone), 1118 nucleotides. Its product is annotated as small nuclear ribonucleoprotein G. The record is from RefSeq and is a predicted model, not a curated record. Gene Ontology annotation, biological process: mRNA splicing, via spliceosome; spliceosomal snRNP assembly. Gene Ontology annotation, molecular function: RNA binding. Gene Ontology annotation, cellular component: U12-type spliceosomal complex; U2 snRNP; catalytic step 2 spliceosome. NCBI's taxonomy places the organism in Eukaryota, Metazoa, Cnidaria, Anthozoa, Actiniaria, Actiniidae.